GCCACACCGUAAGGUAUUGCCGUCGGCACGCGGCGGGCUCUCUUUGAGGCAAUUAAUAAGACGCCUUCGAGUCAACUGCAAGGAAAGAAAGGAAGAGAGAGAAGCGAAGCGAAGAGAGCGAGAUCGAUUCUGACGAUGGUGAAGGUGGCGACGUAUUUCGCGAUGGCGUUCGGGGCCUUCGUCUUCUGGCAGUCCAUGGACAAGCUUCAUGUCUGGAUCGCCCUCCACCAGGACGAGAAGAAAGAGAGGCUGGAGAGAGAAAUGGAGAUCAAGCGGAUCAGAGAUGAACUACUGGCUCAAGCAAAAGAGAAGGAUUCAUAUGCAUAAUCUUUUCAUAACGUGAACUCGAGUCUACAAAUAUUUUUGUUUUCACUCUUUUCUGUUGUAAUGCUUGAUGCCGAGCUGGUUGCUGUCAAAUGCUUCAAGCUCAGGGAUAUGAUUUUUCUGCAUUCUGAUGAUCAAUUCUCUGAGAAUAUUUUAUGAAAUAACAAUUUGAUACUGCUGAUGACUCCUGCUUUGUU
Elaeis guineensis (African oil palm) is the source of this 521-nucleotide messenger RNA. RefSeq lists its product as uncharacterized. NCBI's taxonomy places the organism in Eukaryota, Viridiplantae, Streptophyta, Magnoliopsida, Arecales, Arecaceae. The record is from RefSeq and is a predicted model, not a curated record. Gene Ontology annotation, cellular component: respiratory chain complex I.